This is a messenger RNA of Rotaria socialis, 1104 nucleotides long. The record is from the annotation of a GenBank genome assembly. NCBI's taxonomy places the organism in Eukaryota, Metazoa, Rotifera, Eurotatoria, Philodinida, Philodinidae.
AUGGAUCAAUCAAGAACAUUUACAAAACUCCUACGCGUCCUUCAAUUUCGUAAACAUAUUAAAGAACUCACAAGUGCAUGUAAGCGGAUUAACAAAGAUGGAUGUUAUGAAUUCGCAACAACUAAAACCGAUGCGUUAUCAUUAACGAAUAAGAAAUCAACGAAGUUUAAUAUACUGCGUUCAAAGCAGCGACUAAAUAAAAAUUCAUGUCAUUCAUCAUCUCAAGUGCAACCAAAUAUGGAAUGUAUAACGGUUGAGAAUCAUGAACGACCGUUGGACAAUAUGAGUAGCUACGAACAUCUGUCUCGCGCUACACCCACAUCACCUGCCAAUCUGUCUAUGAUUAUUUCGCAAUCGUAUAAACCGUUACAUGCUAAAUCGACACAAUUUAAUAAGAAUACAAUUGCUGUUACGAAAGGUACACAUGUUAAAGCGCUUUAUGCAAUAUCCAAUUGGGUUUUUAUUGAGAUACCGGACACGGGCGAAACUGGCGUCGUACCGAUGUAUUGCAUUCGUCUAUCGGAUCCGUCUAAUGUUUUAUUUGAAUCACCUUCUCAAAACAAUAUUAGUUUACUUAAUGUAAGUAUCUAUGAGAAACCGCGUCACUCACGUCUAUCGGUUAUAAAUAAUCGAUCAUAUAAUAUGUCAACACCACAAACUGGCCGUUUUAUUUCAUCUAUUGGACCAUGUAAUGUCAAUAAUGAACCACUAAUAUCAACAGGAUCACGUUUGACUAAGACGGCGACAUUUACUCGUCAACAAAUAAAAGAUGAAUCCGUUUUAUCACGACAAAUUUCGAAUGUUUCACUUCAUGCAUAUGAUCAAGAUGCUUAUGGAACAUUGAAUUUGACUCCAAGAAAAAAUCUAUCAUUGAGUGUUUUAGACAAUGAACCAGUGAUUGUUCGAACGAAAAAUCAUCGAUUACGUGUGGUAGAAAAUUAUCAAAGACAGUUUGUUGGUGAUAUUAGUGUACUUGAAUCCGAAGUUGUAACACUAAUUAAUCCAACAGAGUCCAUGGGCGAUUGGCGAUUAGUCAAACGCGGCGAUGGACAACAAGGUUACGUACCUAAACAUAUUGUUGUAUUUGAUACAAAAUUCAGUUAG